GAAUGCUAUAUGCAACUCUGACAUUCAUUACCAUCAGACAACAAGAGCAAGGUACCGUGUGAAUUAUCCAGGGAGGUCUCACAGAGUGAAUCCUUGAGCGGGGAGCGUGAUUUAACUAGUGAAAGCGACCCCGAAUUCUGAGUCAAGAAAUAAUUGGAACUUCCUAUAAAGGUUACCCGUUCCCAAGCGUCGCUCAAAUCUCCAUACCCACUCACCUGCCACCGAUUUAUAUCGAGCAGAACAACUUUUGAUCUACCACUCGUUUCAAAUUGCUACAUAUCUUACUGAGACAGGGAAAUUUUCACUCAAAAAACAACGUCGGGAAUCGUCUCGCAAUCAUGAACAUCACAAACAGUACUAUGGAACAGGACCGAUGUGCCGGCCAUAGUGAAACUCCUACACUGAGCUAUCCAUAUUACUGCGCCAUUGCUAUCUGGCAACAUGGACUCAACCGGACGCAAGACCCAUAUGCCGACUUGGUGAAAUGUUGCAAGAGCAACCAGUACAGCUACUACGGCGAGGAUAACCGUGCCGCUUACUGCAACGCGACCAAGGAUACCCAGUCGACUCUGAUGGACUGUCUUACGGAAGGUCACCGUCUCCAGUCAAUUGGUUGUAGCUCUGGGAAGAAUUCUGGAUCCGUGUCGAGCUCGGUGCCCAGCUUGAAAUCCUAUCUUGUUUUGGCUGUGGUUCUUAGCGGCCUUUGUCAACUUUGAAAGAUGGGAUAUUGACAUGUAUGUGGGAUAUGGUUGUUUCAGAUGGAGGAUUCAGUUGGAUUAUGCUAUCUGGGGUUCUGUAUGGCAUGAUCGACUUUUCAUGUUUCGCAACUAGGCAUCAACUUGCAAGCAC
Aspergillus neoniger CBS 115656 is the source of this 849-nucleotide messenger RNA. RefSeq lists its product as uncharacterized. The record is from RefSeq and is a predicted model, not a curated record. The transcript is spliced from 2 exons. Lineage: Eukaryota; Fungi; Ascomycota; Eurotiomycetes; Eurotiales; Aspergillaceae. The coding region runs from base 339 to 716 and encodes 125 amino acids.